Alnus glutinosa is the source of this 1025-nucleotide messenger RNA. RefSeq lists its product as uncharacterized. The transcript has 4 exons. Lineage: Eukaryota; Viridiplantae; Streptophyta; Magnoliopsida; Fagales; Betulaceae. The record is from RefSeq and is a predicted model, not a curated record. The coding region runs from base 52 to 744 and encodes 230 amino acids.
UCCAAACAAAUUUCCUUUUUCCUUUCUUAAAAAGUCAAAAACCACCCAUUCAUGUCCACGCGCACAAAAGACAAACAAGUACACAGCUGGGUUAUAGAAGAGAAGGUUGUAGAAGCAGAAACAUUUUGCGGAAGGAUGCGAAACAUGUGGGGGCAAGGGCAACCCUACUCUCUGCCUCUGUGGAAUCCACUGGCAGUGAAACUGAAAGCCGGGAGGCCUUUCCUCGUCUUUCCCGGAUUAAUGCGCCAGGGAAGCGUCUCUGUGGCACUGGCCGGAAAUCGACAUCCGAGGCUCCGGGAUUUACCUUUACCCAAUUGGAAUGCAUCGACCCCGUCUCCAUCCGCUGAAUCUGUGGGUGCCUUUAGCCAAACGCUUUCUUCUGCUCUGCCCCCCAUUCAACUCCUCAAACUCAAACCUCCAGGCUUUCGACCCUCUCCUCAACUGGGUCUGCUUUCUCUCCUCUUCGCCCUCUCCAUGGCCAUUGGUGCCAUUUUCGCCCUGGCUAUAAUUUCCAUUCCAACUAUCAACGCUUUUACAAGAUUGUCAGCUUCACUGGAUAAAUUGUCCCGAGUUGUCUCAGAGGAGGUACCCGGCACCUUGUCCUCUCUCAAACUUUCUGGGCUUGAGAUAAACGAAUUGACCCUACAACUUAGCAAUCUCAGGUCAAGAAUUUCUGGAAUUCAAAACCCAAAGAAAGUCAGAAACAAUAAGCCCUCUUCUUUUGGAAGGAGGAACUACCCUUAAAGCAUAUGGAGGAUCAACGAAUCUUUUGGUAUAAAUCGUUCCCCGACUUCUGUGAUAUAAAACUGCUAUAUUAUGUUAUGUAACCCCUCAAAUUAUAGUGAAGCUAGGCGCUUCUUUGUGGUAAUUAGUGUCAAGCCAUUGAGGGCAUUCUCAGGCUAAUCUCAGCCCAUCUAGAAUUUAUUUGCAGAGAACUAUCUCUGCUUUAUUUCGAAUCUCUACACUAUGUAGAAAACCUUCUUGAAGUUUGUUUAAUAUACUAGUCUUGAAUCUUAGUGUGUAAA